CCCCGCCGCCGCGCAAGGCCACGCCGCUCUGACAGUUCAAGUCUCUUUUUGUCUUUGCUGAUAAAGUAGGAAAAUGUCGGAGACUGCUCCUGUUGCUCUUACUACGCCCGUCCCUGCGGAGAAAACACCUGUUAAGAAAAAGACGAGGAAAACGGGCGCAGCUGCCGCUAAGCGCAAGGCGUCCGGGCCGCCGGUGUCCGAGCUCAUCACCAAGGCCGUGGCCGCCUCCAAGGAGCGCAGCGGCGUGUCCCUGGCCGCGCUCAAGAAGGCGCUGGCGGCCGCGGGCUACGACGUGGACAAGAACAACAGCCGCAUCAAGCUGGGUCUCAAGAGCCUGGUGAGCAAGGGCACCCUGGUGCAGACCAAGGGCACCGGCGCCUCGGGCUCCUUCAAGCUCAACAAGAAGGCGGCUUCCGGGGAGGCCAAGCCCAAAGCCAAGAAGGCGGGCGCGGCCAAGCCCAAGAAGGCUGCUGGGGCGGCCAAGAAGUCCAAGAAGGCCUCGGUGUCAGCCACCCCCAAGAAGAGCGUCAAGAAGACCCCGAAGAAGGUGAAGAAGCCCGCAGCGGCUGCUGGAGCCAAAAAAGUGGCCAAGAGUCCGAAAAAGGUGAAAGCAGCCAAGCCCAAGAAGGUGACUAAAAGUCCAGCCAAGGCCAAACCCCCUAAACCCAAGGCGGCCAAGCCUAAAGCUGCAAAACCGAAGGCUACGAAGGCAAAGAAAUCAGCGCCUAAGAAGAAAUAAAGUUACAGCGGCAGGUUCUGCUUUGAAAAUCUCAAAGGCUCUUUUCAGAGCCACCCACUAAUUUCAGGGAAAAGA
Molossus molossus (Pallas's mastiff bat) is the source of this 814-nucleotide messenger RNA. RefSeq names its product histone H1.3. The record is from RefSeq and is a predicted model, not a curated record. The transcript has a single exon. Gene Ontology annotation, biological process: nucleosome assembly. Lineage: Eukaryota; Metazoa; Chordata; Mammalia; Chiroptera; Molossidae. Gene Ontology annotation, molecular function: structural constituent of chromatin; DNA binding. Gene Ontology annotation, cellular component: nucleosome. Bases 74 to 739 code for a protein of 221 amino acids.